Molecule: messenger RNA, 754 nt
Organism: Contarinia nasturtii (swede midge)
Lineage: Eukaryota; Metazoa; Arthropoda; Insecta; Diptera; Cecidomyiidae
Product: dynein light chain Tctex-type-like
Exons: 2
Coding region: 155-583 (142 amino acids)
Biological process (GO): microtubule-based movement
Cellular component (GO): cytoplasmic dynein complex; cytoplasm
Molecular function (GO): dynein intermediate chain binding
Source: RefSeq, a predicted model, not a curated record
AGAACGUUUUGAAAUGCAUUUUGUUUACGGCUUUCAAAAUAAUGCGGUGACCAUAACAAUCGAACCAACAAACAAAAAUUAAUAAUGUCAAUAUAAAAAUUCCAUUCAAUAAUCACAAUUUAAACGAAAAAAUUAAUUAGUGACGGAAUUAAGUAUGUCGCAUACACAACAGAAAGAUGAAAAAUCAACCGAAAAAGAAGUGGCGUCCGAAAAACUAAACAAUGAUUCGAUCAACCAAUAUCAAAUUCGUCCCAGCAUUGGAAAUUCAUUUCCAAUAGCAAGCAUUCGAGAAAUUAUCAAUGAAAUUCUACUUCAAACACUCGAUGGAAAGGAAUACACAUGCAGUGAGGUUGGUGCUUGGUGUCGUCAAAUUGUUGAUGGCAUUAAUAUGCGAAUUAAGAGUCUAGAGAUUCCUCGUUAUAAACAUAUUGUCCAAACAAUGUUGGCAGAACAGACUGGAGCUGGCAGCCGUUAUAUAGCACGAUGUCACUGGGACGCCAGUUGUGAUAGCAAAGUAUCAGAACAAUACAAAUCUGAAACUAUAAUUUGCAUAGUUACCGUGUUCGGCGUAUACCAAUAUUAAAAGGGGGAGAAAGAAGAAAGACCACAUGUAAUGCUUAUGUUGUGUUGAUUAUUAUGGGGCAUUUAAUUGUCAUUUUUUAAUGUUUUAAUAUAUAAAUAUGUAAUUGAUAGUCAAAACAUUGAUCAAAUAAUAAAUAAUAAACAAAUGUAUACAUUAUAUUGGCACUUUGAA